AUGUCAACAAUCAAAACGCGCAUUUGCCUCAUCUCAGACACACACACCCUCCCUCCAAACCCACCCCAGCAAACAAACAAUGCCUACCGCCACCCCCUCCCAAGCGCAAACAUCCUCCUCCACGCCGGCGACCUAACAAAAGUGGGGUACCGCCAGGAAAACGAAACAAUGCUCCAAAUGCUCAAAGAAGCAGACGCCGAACUCAAACUCGUAAUAUCAGGCAAUCACGACAUAACCCUAGACGAAGACUACUUUACAAGCUACGGCUACAAACGCCACAAGCGACCCGAAGAACUGGGCAACAGCACAACCUUCCUCACAGACGAUGACACCCUCCAAACACCUCUGCGCGCUUCUUCCAAUCCCCCAGAUAAGAAGGAGUUACAGGCCUACGCCCGCUCGAUUAAGGAUCUCUGGACGGGUGAGGCUGCGCGGAGUGCGGGCAUUCUCUACCUCGAAGAAGGCAUUCACUCGUUUACUUUGUCGACUGGUGCGGCAUUUACUGUUUAUGCUUCGCCUUACCAACCCGAAUUUUAUAACUGGGCAUUUGGAUAUCCGCUCAGUGAAGACCGUUUCAAUAUUCCUCCUUCUGGAUCAUCAAUUCCGCCACCCAAGAACCCAAUACCAGAUUUCCCAGCUAUUGAUAUCCUCCUAACACACGGCCCACCAGCGGAUAUCCUAGAUGCCGUCCCGCCUGACUUGAAUGUCGGUUGUAAACAUCUCAAGAAGGCGGCGUGGCGCGCGAGACCGCGGUUGCAUGUCUUUGGGCAUAUCCAUGAAGGAUGGGGUGCGCAGCGGGGUAUCUGGGAUGAGGAUGGGGGUGAGGUUGGAAGUGUGAAGCUUGAAGAUGUGCCUGGGGAUCCGGAGGAUAUGUUGGAGUUCAGGGGUGCGUAUUGUGAUGUUAGUGAUCGCGCGAAACGGCCAUUGAGGGUUGGGGAGGAGACGCUCUUUGUUAAUGCUAGUGUUGUUACUGUUCAGUAUGAGCCGAGGAAUGCGCCUUGGGUUGUUGAUUUGGAACUUCCUGUUAGCGAAAGGGGGAGGGGAUAG
Messenger RNA from Penicillium canescens, 1047 nucleotides. RefSeq lists its product as uncharacterized. The transcript has a single exon. Gene Ontology annotation, molecular function: hydrolase activity. The coding region runs from base 1 to 1047 and encodes 348 amino acids. The record is from RefSeq and is a predicted model, not a curated record. NCBI's taxonomy places the organism in Eukaryota, Fungi, Ascomycota, Eurotiomycetes, Eurotiales, Aspergillaceae.